Messenger RNA from Penicillium canescens, 2004 nucleotides. RefSeq lists its product as uncharacterized. Lineage: Eukaryota; Fungi; Ascomycota; Eurotiomycetes; Eurotiales; Aspergillaceae. Bases 1 to 2004 code for a protein of 667 amino acids. The record is from RefSeq and is a predicted model, not a curated record. The transcript is spliced from 3 exons.
AUGCGUCGCUUUCGUGCCGUGUUCAGGUCAUCCAGAUCAGAUAAUCCAAACCCUAAAUCUCGAGCGCAGCGUCGUGCGUCCGAUACAGAGCCACUGAAACCCCAGCCAGAGGCGAUUUCGCAGGAAUCUCGAAGCGAUGUCUCGCCAUCCAAGCCUGCAAAUGCCUUGACUGCAAAGAAACCCACGGAAUGCACCACAGUUCCUGUUGGCGAACAGGCUGACGAAACCCAGCCAGUUCCUCUUGAGUUUGAGCAUACUCCUCUGCUUGGUCGAUCCAAGUUUGGCACAAAAAGACUGAAGAGGAUCGUUGCACGCUUGCAUUCGAGUCUACCCCACGAGGAGGAUCCUGUCUCCGAGACAGUUCAAUCUGCUGAAGCCCCGGCUCCCGAUAACGUUGAAAUCCCAGCUCCUGACAAUGGAGACCCAACAUCCAAUCCUUUUGAACAGGAGGAAGUCCCUCCCGCGCAGGAUAGCCCUGGAAAGUCUGUUCGCUUUGAUGAUAAACCUCAGGUCGUUGGAGAUGGUGAGCGGAAGGUCAGCACUCAGACGGUUGAGUCACAGGAGUCGAGCCAGACUGAAGACACUGUCUGUCGACACCCUACUGAUGCUGAGCUUAUCCCAACCCCGACCCGGCAAUCCUUGGAUGAGUGGUCAUGGCCAGGACUCAUGUAUUACCCUGAAGAUGGCACUCACAUUCGUGAGGGAUCCGACCCGUUCUCCGAUGGGAAGAGCACUGAGCCCCAGCAGGCACAUCCAUCGUCCUCCAAGCGUCCUGAUCGAAGCCGAGAGCAUUCGAAGGCCUCUGAGGGUUCCCUUGAUCCUAUUCUUGAGGAUGAUGUCGACAAGAUUGAGCCUGCUCCGCCUCCUGAGAGGACCAGCUCCAUGAUCAGCCAUCUCAGUUGGAUGAGGGAGCCAUGUCAGCUUGAACCAAGCAGAGCAACUGUCGCCUUGAAUCAGUUGAUCACUCGCUUCAGUAUCCAUAUGCCCAAGGUGCUUCCGGAACCUGAAGACAGCCUACAGGGACUGCCUCGCCCCGAGGAACAAGGCAACGGGCGACGGGGUUUCCGAUUGAUGAGUCGGGUUCGCAAGGUGCGAUCUGGGUUAACGGCCGAUACAAACCCCCAAACACCUAAGCUGCGACGAACAAAGACUUUUGCAACCCUGCGUCGUCCUGUUCCCAUGACUUCGUUGCGAGGACGAUCGGUGGAAACUUUGGCUCGUCUUGGAGGACAUGCAUUUCUUAUGUUGGCGGAUUUGGCUCCUUUCCCCCUGCAGCUGCCUGCAUGCAUUGUGGCGACCGUGAUAUUUCUGCACAGAUAUGGUGCAAACGUGCCUGGCCUCUUUGUCGAUCCUGGUGAUUUGAAGGCAGCCACUCACAUGUAUGACGAUUUUGCCUCUCAAGUGCUCUCAGCCGAAAAGGAGGAGGCCAAGAUUGCCUUGACCAUGCGUGUGGUUGCUAUGCCUCAACUUACUCAAGAUUCAGCACCGGCGUUGAGUGUGGCAUGGACCCUGAAGGCCUUGUUGGCGGGGCUUCACUACGGGAUCCUCGGGAGUGUCCGACUGUACCAUACUUUGAGCGACAUCAACCUUGCUUCCAUCCCACAGCACGCUGACAAUCUCCAUGUGCCCGACUGUCUUGAAGGGUUGGAUCCGCGUAUUGCGCUCCGUGUGCAGCUUAUCGCCCUUGCUGUUAUUGCGCUGACGGAUGACAUGCAGCGCGAGCUUAUCUGUGCAGUCUUUGGGCUGCUCACCCGACUUACUCGUGUCGAGAUUCCUCCACCCGGGACUGAUGUCCGGACAGUGGCGGUAGACCAUGGCCUGGAGCGGGUAUUUGGACCGCUUCUCCUCGGGACCAGGGGGCAAGAGAACAGAGACGGGGUGCCGGUGCAUAUGGUGGAACAGGAGAUCGAGGAACAACGCGUGGCGGGACUGUUGAUCGAUCAUUGGUAUUUUGUGAAUCUCCAGCUACGAGAGUGGGCCAAGGGAGACUAUCACAGGGAGUAG